Molecule: messenger RNA, 2194 nt
Organism: Schizosaccharomyces cryophilus OY26
Lineage: Eukaryota; Fungi; Ascomycota; Schizosaccharomycetes; Schizosaccharomycetales; Schizosaccharomycetaceae
Product: triose phosphate transporter
Exons: 2
Coding region: 162-1517 (451 amino acids)
Biological process (GO): phosphoenolpyruvate transmembrane import into Golgi lumen
Cellular component (GO): endoplasmic reticulum; Golgi apparatus
Molecular function (GO): phosphoenolpyruvate transmembrane transporter activity; antiporter activity
Source: RefSeq, a predicted model, not a curated record
GCCACUCGCAACUAUCCAAAAGCCAAGAUUGUUCAUUGCAGCAAGAGCAAGUGAAAUUUUUGCAGAAGAGUUUUUUCUUUCCAUUAAUAUAUUGUUAAAUAAGCUCUUUUGCUUCUAAAAACUCCUGAAUCCGUCAUACCAUUUAUGAAGUGUAUGGAUCUAUGUCUUUAAAGGAGAAAGUCGAACAGGUUUUAUUCCAUGAAAAGAUUGGAUUCGUAUUCCUCUGUCUGCUAUGGUAUCUGUGUAGUGCGGUAACAAAUACAAGUUCAAAAAGCAUUUUCAACAAUGUUUCAUGUCCUGUCACAUUAACUUUUCUGCAAUUCGGUUUCGUUGCUUUUUUUAGCGCAGUUUGUCUCCUCAUUCGGCAAUUUUUUGGCAAUGGCAAUGGAAUUCAAAGGCCUUCAAAAUUAGUACUCUCGACAACGCUACCAUUGAGCGUUUUUCAGAUUGGAGGACACGUCUUUGGCAGUUUAGCAACAACAAAGAUUCCAGUUUCUACGGUGCAUACUGUCAAGGCUCUUUCUCCUCUUUUCACAGUUUUGGCAUAUCGAUUUCUCUUUCAGCAUGCAUAUUCCUUAACGGCCUAUUUUUCUCUUGUUCCGCUUACUCUAGGCGUAACUCUGGCCUGUUCCUUUGAGCUUUCUGUAGACUUGUGCGGAUUGUUUUACGCUCUGAUUUCUACUUUUAUUUUUGUUUCUCAAAAUAUUUUUGGUAAGAAAAUCUUCACGGAAGCAAAAAAGCAUGGCAAUCUUUCUAGAAAGAGCCACUACAACAAACUGAAUCUUUUGCUCUACUCAUCCGGUAUGGCAUUUAUCGUGAUGAUUCCGGUUUGGCUUCAUCAAGAAGGAUUCGAGUACCUUCCAGUUGUUGGAUCGCCUAUCUUCUUCAAUAUCAUUCAUAACGGAUUGUCCCAUUUUUUCCAAAACAUUCUUGCCUUUACGCUUUUAAGUAUCAUUUCACCGGUUGCCUACUCCAUCGCCAGUCUUAUUAAGCGUAUUUUUGUAAUUGUCGUUUCUAUUUUGUGGUUUCGGCAGCCCACGAGCUUUACUCAAGCCAUGGGUAUCGCUUUGACAGCGGUCGGUCUGUAUUUGUAUGAUCGAAGCAAAAAGGUAUCGCCUCAAGAUACUAAAAAAGCAAAAGUGUUCGAAGAAAAGGCACUUGACUUGGAGUCUCAACCCUCUAGCAGAGUUUCUACUGACGUCUUCAGUGGUACAAGCUCUCCUUUGUCGGAAAAGAAUUUGUCACACAGGUUCCCUCGCCUCGACAGUGUCGUCCCUCUGAUUUCCAAUUCUCCUUUGACUCCUACCUCUGUAUUCUCCAAGGAACCUAAUUCCGCACCCAUCCAAUUCUCCUCCCGUAAUUUCCCUAUGGAGCUUAGUCGAUGUGAAAAUUCCUCUCAUCAAGACGACUCGCAUAUUACCAAGUUACCUAGCUAUUCACCUCAAUCAGGUGUAUUUAAAGCUCCUCGUCCGGAGCGUCCUUGGACCACAGAGUCAUUACCUGCUCUGAAAAUUUAACAUUUGCAUGCAUUAGAAUGGAUAAGAAGUGUGAACCCCAUCUACUUUGACCAUUUCACCAAUAGAUGUACACUGUAUCUGUGUAUAACAAAACAAAAAAGUUAUUCAUGAAUAACUAGCUCCGUGGAGCCAAAAAGAAAAAGUGAUACGAUUUGAACUGUCUUUGUACUGAAUGUGUUUUAUUUUUCUUUCUGGGUCUUUGUUCAAACCCAGUAACGCUAUGGAGAAGAAGGUCUGUUCAAUGAUCAUACAUCGAAAGAGCGUGUAGAAAGAAAGGAAAAUAAAAAAAGAAAAAGAAAAAUUAUUAAAAAAAAGAAGAGAGAAAGGAGCAGAAAUGAUCUUUUUUUUUUUUCUAUUAAUUCAUUUACUUUUGCUUCUCUUCAGAACUGCUUUGGUUUUUUAUUUAUUUGUUUCAUGUUCCCGUUUCCAUCUUUGUUAGUUGUGUUUUCUUUGCUGCGUCUUUCUUUAAGAUGACUCUCUUUUCUUUCUUCGUCUAUAACAUUGUGUCUCGAUUCGAUUUCCUCGAAAGCAAGUCCGUCGCUUUCCAACUUUUAAUGAAAUCACCUUCAGUGAAUCGAUGGAAGAAGCUCUAGGUAUCGACGAAGAUUUUAUGUCAAAUUUUAGCAUUAUAGAAAAGAGAAAUCCCAAUUUAUUAAUUUGCAACCUUCAUCAUCCAA